Molecule: messenger RNA, 3321 nt
Organism: Calidris pugnax (ruff)
Lineage: Eukaryota; Metazoa; Chordata; Aves; Charadriiformes; Scolopacidae
Gene: PRKAG3
Product: protein kinase, AMP-activated, gamma 3 non-catalytic subunit
Exons: 12
Coding region: 362-1450 (362 amino acids)
Source: RefSeq, a predicted model, not a curated record
CACCGUGAGACCCGGGGUGACCAGGGACGGCUGAACCUGGCAGCGGGACCCCGGGCAGGGUCAGGGCAUCACGGGGGACAGCGUGUCCCCAGCUGCUCUGGUUGCCGCCCACCCCCAGGGAAGGAUCCAGCCCUCCUCCAGCAUCCCCAGGGCCAGCGCUGUCCCCGGGGGGACACGGUCACCCCUCUCGGGCCGGCUGCUGGGGGGUCGCGGGGUGGCGCCGUGGUUUCGGUGCGUGUGUGUCGUUUCCCCCCCCCUCCCCGCGGUGGCGGGGGCAUGGCUGGCAUUGCUCGCUGACACCCUAUCUGCCAGGGCCCCGCCAGCCGCGGGCCCAGAAUAGCAGCGCUGCCCCGCAGUCAGCAUGGAGCGACUCCCCGGCCCCACUGCGCCCCAGGUGGCGUUGCUGGAUGCCACUGCCUGCCCCGAGGAGAAAGGGGGGUUGCCCACAGGGUUCCCAGAGGCCCUGUGCCCCAGGGAGGAUGGGGAGGAGGAAGAAGAGGAGGAGGAAGAGGACAAGCGCAGGAGCCCGAGACCUGUCACCUUCACGCUGGGCAAUGAGAUGCUGGGGCUGGGCCCGGGCCCCGAAAGUGAGUUUCAGACCCCUGACGCCGAGGUCUACAUGCACUUCCUGAGGAGCCACUGCUGCUACGACGCCGUCCCCACCAGCUGCAAGCUCGUUGUCUUCGACAUCUCCCUGGAGAUCAAGAAAGCCUUCGUGGCACUGGUGGCCAACGGGGUGCGUGCCGCCCCGCUCUGGGACAGCAAGAAACAGAGCUUUGUGGGGAUGCUCACCAUCACCGACUUCAUCAACAUCCUCCACCGCUACUACCGCUCGCCCCUGGUUCAGAUCUAUGAGGUGGAGGAGCACAAGAUUGAGACCUGGAGAGAGGUGUACCUGCAGGGCUCCUUCAAGCCACUGGUCUACAUCUCCCCAAGCAAUAGCCUCUUCGAUGCUGUCUACUCCCUGAUCAAGCACAAGAUCCAUCGCCUGCCUGUCAUCGAGCCCGUCUCAGGCAAUGUCCUGCACAUCCUGACGCACAAGCGCAUCCUCAAGUUCCUCCACAUCUUCGGGUCCACCAUCCCCAAGCCACGCUUCCUGAAGAAAACGGUGCAGGAGCUGUGUGUUGGCACCUUCCGUGAUGUGGCCGUUGUGCCUGAGACCGCCCCCAUCUACACCGCCCUGGAGAUCUUCGUGGACCGCCGUGUCUCUGCCCUGCCAGUCAUCAACGAUGCUGGGCAAGUGGUCGGCCUCUACUCUCGGUUCGACGUCAUUCACCUGGCAGCCCAGAAGACCUACAACAACCUGGACAUCAGCGUGCGGGAGGCGCUGCGGCAGCGCACCAUCUGCCUGGAGGGGGUCCUCACCUGCUACCCCCACGAAACUAUGGAGGACAUCAUCGACCGCAUCGCCAAGGAGCAGGUAUCGAUGCUCUUAACUCUUAGCCCGUGACGCUCCAUCUUUCUCCACUUGCACCCUCCAUUUCUCUCCACUUCAGGUAGGCGCCGUCCCCUGCCACUGCGUGCCUGUCCCCUCCCCGCCGCUGGGCCACCCGCACCUCCCUGCUCGGGCCAUCGGCCUCCACCUCAGCCAAAUUGGCCCCAGGGGAUGGAGGAGGCUGAGGUUGGGGUCCAGCACCCCCAGGUCGGGGUGGCAGGACCUGGAUGCUGCGCUUGUCCCCGAGGACACAAGGAUCACAGGGGAUCCCUUCUGGGAUCCUGAUCCCUGGUGUCCAUGAGGAAGGAUGUGGGCACCUGCCACGGAGACACCCCCAGGCCCCCACCCAGGCAGCACGUGGGAUGCAGGUUUUGCAGGUCCCUGUGCUUUGGGCUGGAGGAGGGUUUUAGUCUGUGAUGCACCCCAAGACUCUUUUUUGAUCUUGUCCCUCCUGAGACCUGAGCCCCUCCAGUGCUGUUCCGGGAGGGGUGGGAGGGACAGAGGGGACAGACCCCCCCCACUCGCACAGCCCAGACGUGCUGCUUGCCACUAGCUGUGUGUACGUGUGUGUACAAUGGUGGCUGACCCAUUGGCCAUGGUUGGCAGAGCCCACUGCCCCCUCUGCCCAUGGUGGCCCCAAAACUGUUUGUUCUGGGGAUGGGGCUCACUCCUGUGCUGGGACUGUGCUGCCUGGCCACCUGCGCCUGGCUCUACUCACCCACUGCCUGGUGAGUCCUCACUGGUGAUGGGUGGGCAUGGCACUGGCACCCACCGUAGCACCCAUUUAGGGGUGAACUGUGGAGGAGCUGGCCCCAAUGUCCAGCUGCUUCCUAAAGGUAAUGAUGCUUUUUUUGGGGUGGUGGUGGGAAACGAGCUUGGGCCACUCCAUGCCCACCCUUGUGCCCACUCACUCCCCCAGAAAUGCCCAGUUGCUCCAUGGAGAAAGGGACUGGGGAGGUGGUGUGUGUUGACACAGCAGAUGUGGGACACACCUCCCCCCCAUUUCCCCAUCACGGUGCCUUCACUCACCCCAUCCCUGCUGCGCACAGGGGUGGCUGUGCUGGGGGGACCACUGGGCUGUCCCCCCCUCCAGGCCAGCAUCCCCCUCCUACCCCAGGGCUUGCACCCAGGGGUGGAGGCAAGACCCUGCUGUCUCCGUGGCCACUAGGGCAAGUUGGAGGGCCGUGUCGCAGGGUGCCCAGCCCAACACCGGUGCCUGCUGGGGACUUAUGGCCUCACGCUCUCUCUUGCCCCUCAGGCAUCGACCGAUUCUCACUCUGAAGACACCAGGGAAGUGCCGUCAUCUCGUCCAACCCGGGGGUCUCUUGCAUGGCCCUGGGGCCAUGGAAGGAGGCUUGGGCCCCGGAGGCUCUCCGCCUGGAGGGGCUGCCCCGGUCCUGGGGCUCGUCUUGAGUCUGGGGCCAGAUCCUGCCGGCCUCGGGGAGGCAGGGAGCAGGGAAACGGGGGCCCCGGGGCUGCCUCCUGCCAGCGAGCACACGGUGAAACUCAAUGGGCACCGUGCCCCAGGAGCCAUGUCAUGCCCGCAGCUGGGCACGGGGACCUGCGUGGCCCCAGGGGACGCGGCCACCCCUCUCCCACCCUGCUGCCGGAUCUGAGCGCUUGGGCUGCGGCUCCCCCGCGGCCAGCACGGUCCUGCCAGCGGCACCCGGUGCCCGGUAGCGUAGGCUGAGCUGCACACACAGGCUUUGUUGUAGGGGGUCACGCAGGGCUGGAGCACCCUGGCAGAGGCACAGCCUGUGCCGGAGCUGGCGCCAGGGCGGGCACUUGCACGGGGAGCCUGUGCAUGUUUUGGGGUGGGCGGGGGGUAUUUAUUUAUUUGCUAGUCUGUUCAGCUUUGUUGUAAUAAAUAAAGCAGCCUGCUCCAG